AUGAGUCGUGUGAAAAAGGAGAAUGAAGAUGAUAUGCGCUGCAAUGAUCAAUCACAGUCACGGUUGAAUGGUGAGGGUAACAGGGGAAGUGUUGGUGUUGGUGGUGGAGUAGUUCUGAAGAAAGGGCCGUGGACAACUGCAGAAGAUGCUAUUUUGGUUGAAUACGUCCGGAAACAUGGCGAGGGGAACUGGAAUGCUGUUCAGAAGCAUUCGGGCCUGUCUCGGUGUGGAAAAAGCUGCCGACUGCGAUGGGCGAAUCACUUGAGGCCAAAUUUGAAGAAAGGAUCAUUUACUGCAGAUGAGGAGCAGUUGAUUGCUCAACUCCAUUUAGAAAUGGGAAACAGAUGGGCACGUAUGGCAGCGCACUUGCCUGGUCGUACAGAUAACGAAAUAAAGAACUACUGGAAUACCCGGACCAAGAGGCGUAAUCGGGCUGGCUUGCCACUUUAUCCUCCAGAAGUGCGGAAAAAGCAAGGGAGUCAACGUGGCCAAGACACUGUUGGAAUCGAUAAUGGUGAUAGAGGGCAUCAUGAUUUCUUGCCGAAAAACAACUAUGAGAUGCAUGAUGUAAUGUUUGACAAUUUGAAAGAAAAUCAACGAAUCUUACCUAUUACAGUUGUGCCUGAGAAUCCUGAUAUUUCUGCGAAUAGCAUUCUGCUAAACAGUCUUGAUUCUCCUCCAUAUUGUAAUUCUGUGCCAUCAACCCUACCUAACCAUCACCACCUUCGAGAAUCAACAAUGUCUUUUCUUGGUUCAAGUGGAACAAACAAGAAUUGGUUUUAUCCAUUUUACCAUGUUCAGGAUCAUAGUUCUGAUACGAUUGUACAAUCAUUCGGUUUGCAUUCUCCCCUCGAUCCUGGUUUCUCCUCACACAACUCAAUGUAUUACCGCCAUUCCCUAUCAAAUGGCAAUUCCUCCACUUCUAAGCCGACAUCCAAGGCUGUGAAGUUGGAGCUCCCUUCACUCCAAUAUCCAGAAACCGGCUUUGGUGGCUGGGGAAGUACUUUUCCCUCACCUCCAUUGAAUGAGUCUGUUGAUGUAUUCAAUCAGUCUCCUCUGCCACAUGGUGCGCUAGAGUCCGGUUGUUCUUCCCCACGUAAUAGUGGGACACUCGAGGACAUAAUUUAUCAGAAGAAGACUCUUCCAAAUUCAAUGAACAACUGUUCUGACAAGAGUUCUCAUUCAUCUACUGCAACUCCUGUUGAAAGAGCUGAGAGUUCUGCUUUGAACAUGAAUGAAACAGAAUGGGAAGAUUACACUGACCAUGCAUCUUCCUUUGGUGCAACCUCAAUCCUGAAUGAGUGUCAUGCUGUUAACACCAACGCAAACUCAUGGGAUAAAUUGACACCUGCUCAGAACUUUAAUGGCAACAAUGUGAAAUAUGAGCCUAUUGACCAAGUUUGUACCCCAAAGAGUGAAAAUCAAGGUAUGUCUAUGUUGAACAUCACUUGGCCAGAUGUAUUGUUAGCUUCAGAUUGGCAUGAGCAGUGCUAUGGGCAUGAGAAGAACAUGGCUGAGGCUGGUGACAACUUAGCAGAUUAUAAACAUGUGGCUGGUGGUACUUAUUCUUCAAGUACAGGGGGUUGCUUUAUGCACAUGGCAUAA
Vicia faba (fava bean) is the source of this 1605-nucleotide messenger RNA. NCBI's taxonomy places the organism in Eukaryota, Viridiplantae, Streptophyta, Magnoliopsida, Fabales, Fabaceae. The record is from the annotation of a GenBank genome assembly.